Trichoderma harzianum CBS 226.95 is the source of this 444-nucleotide messenger RNA. RefSeq lists its product as hypothetical. The transcript has a single exon. Lineage: Eukaryota; Fungi; Ascomycota; Sordariomycetes; Hypocreales; Hypocreaceae. Bases 1 to 444 code for a protein of 147 amino acids. The record is from RefSeq and is a predicted model, not a curated record.
AUGUCUGUACUCGCAAGCGAUCCAGGGGAGAAGUCACUUGCCAAACUCUUGGCAACUCUCACCACCACCCUGGACGACACCAUUUUCGUCUUUGCAACACUUGCCAACGCAUCGGAUCUCCCGCGUCUGGAAGAAACACAGCUCUUGUUCAAAGAGAAAGAGGGAAUCACAGUCAUAGUCAGCAGAGAAUAUGCGACAGCGCAUAAGAUUGACUUUUUCUUUCCCUGCAAGAUGAUUACGCUCAACGUAACGUCAAGUUUGGAGGCUGUCGGCUUCAUGGCGGUGAUCGCGACAAAAUUGGCAGAAAAUAAUAUGGGGGUGAAUCCAGUUAGCGGAUUCUAUCACGAUCAUCUGUUUAUACCACUAGGAAGGGAGCAAGAAGCUGUUGAAGUUCUCAAUCGUCUGGCGGAGGACUACAAGCAAAAGGCGUUGACAGGGAACUAA